AUGCAGCUGUCCAAGCUUCAGGGCUACAGCCCUCGACUACUACGGGCUUCAGUCACAGCUUCGCGACCUGGAAUACCGAUACGAGCAUCAAUUUCCCGGACUGGAUUAUUCAACCAUUGGCCAUCUCCACUCCAGACUUCCUCAUACGAGCUUUUUUAUCAAUUACCUGCUGUGCGCCAUUAUGCCAACGGAAGGGCGCAUCCCCCGGGCGGAACACACCGUAUGAAUUUAGGCAGCGAGCCGGAAAAGCCGGCUUUGGAGGCAUAUGGAGUCGAUCUUACUGCUAGAGCAAAGGAUGGGAAGCUUGACCCGGUCAUUGGCAGGGAUGGAGAAAUCCAGCGUACCAUACAAAUCCUCUCAAGGAGAACGAAGAAUAACCCUGUCUUAAUUGGUUCCGCCGGCACUGGAAAAACUGCUAUCCUCGAAGGCCUAGCCCAGAGAAUUGUCAGAGGCGACGUCCCGGAGAGCGUAAAGAAUAAGCGUGUGAUCGCUCUAGAUCUGGGUCAACUUAUUGCAGGGGCAAAAUUUCGAGGUGAUUUCGAAGAGCGAUUGAAAAAAGUUCUGAAGGAGGUGGAGGAUGCUGAAGGCGGGGUUAUCCUCUUCGUGGAUGAGCUCCAUACGCUACUCGGGCUUGGAAAGGCUGAGGGAAGCAUUGACGCAAGCAACCUUCUAAAGCCGGCUUUGUCGCGAGGUGAACUGCAAUGCUGUGGUGCUACAACAUUGAAUGAGUACCGCCAGAUCGAGAAAGAUGCUGCUCUAGCGCGACGGUUCCAGCCGAUUCUUGUUGAAGAACCCUCGGUUCCGGACACCAUAUCGAUAUUGAGAGGCAUUAAAGAAAAGUACGAAGUUCACCAUGGUGUCAGAAUCACAGACAGUGCUCUUGUCGCUGCUGCCACAUACAGCAACAGAUAUAUAACGGAUCGCUUUCUGCCAGACAAGGCAAUUGAUCUCGUGGACGAGGCCGCUUCUGCUCUUCGAUUACAACAAGAGUCAAAACCCGAUGCAAUUCAAGAACUCGACCGGCAAAUUAUGACAAUCCAAAUCGAGCUUGAAUCUCUCCGCAAAGAAACCGAUAUUACCAGCAAAGAACGUCGGGAGAAGUUAGAAGAACUGCUGAAAACAAAACAAGACAAAGUGAAGGAACUUACUGAUGUCUGGGAAAAGGAGAAAGCGGAGCUUGAUGCCAUCAAACAAGCCAAGGAGGAUUUGGAACGGGCGAGAGUUGAUUUGGAGCUCGCCCAGCGCGAAGGCAACUUCGCUAAAGCUAGCGAACUACGAUACUCGAUAAUUCCGGGACUUGAAAGUAAACUCCCCAAGGAAGGAUCUGAAACGACGACUACCACUACUGCUGACGGUGAUGUGCUUCUCCACGAUUCUGUGACAAGCGAUGAUAUAGCUGCUGUGGUAUCGCGUACAACGGGUAUCCCGGUAAAUAAGCUUAUGGCUGGCGAGAUCGAGAAACUCAUCAACAUGGAAGACAUUUUGAGACAGUCAGUGCGUGGACAGGACGAAGCACUUUCUGCCGUCGCCAAUGCCGUACGCAUGCAGAGAGCAGGACUUAGUGGAGAAAAUCGACCGCUGGCAUCGUUCAUGUUUUUGGGCCCAACAGGGGUCGGCAAAACGGAGCUUUGCAAGAAGAUGGCGGGUUUCUUGUUUUCGACCGAAACGGCCGUUUUACGGUUCGACAUGAGCGAAUUUCAGGAGAAACACACUGUUUCCCGCCUUAUUGGCUCUCCAGCUGGAUAUGUCGGGUACGAAGAUGCGGGACAGUUAACGGAAGCUGUUCGAAGGAAACCCUACGCUGUAUUACUAUUUGACGAGUUUGAGAAAGCUCAUCGUGAUAUAUCAGCAUUACUGCUUCAGGUCCUAGACGAGGGUUUCCUCACUGAUGCCCAGGGUCAUAAGAUUGACUUCAGGAACACUCUGAUUGUUUUAACAUCCAAUCUCGGAGCGGAGGUUCUUGUUGGGGCAGACGCUUCCCUUGGGGAUGAGAUCUCAGCAGAGAUAAAGGCGGCUGAUCGACGAGUUCAUCCUUUUCAAGCGACUCUCGAAACCGCGUUGCGAGAUAUCGUAGACAUUAGGUUGCAAGAACUUCAGCAAAGGCUAGAUGAUCGACGAAUAACCUUGAACGUGGAAGAUGGCGUUAAAGAUUGGCUUUGUGAAAGGGGUUACGAUCCUCGAUACGGAGCUCGUCCGUUGAACAGGCUCAUUUCAAAAGAAAUCGGGAACCGUCUAGCGGAUAAAAUAAUCAGGGGUGAAGUUGUCACUGGUCAGGAUGUGAAUGUCACUUUCGGUAGUGACAAGUCUGGGCUUGACAUCGUAUCUACAAAAGCAGCGUAA
This is a messenger RNA of Blastomyces dermatitidis ER-3, 2340 nucleotides long. RefSeq names its product ATP-dependent Clp protease ATP-binding subunit ClpB. NCBI's taxonomy places the organism in Eukaryota, Fungi, Ascomycota, Eurotiomycetes, Onygenales, Ajellomycetaceae. The transcript is spliced from 2 exons. The coding region runs from base 1 to 2340 and encodes 779 amino acids. Gene Ontology annotation, biological process: cellular response to heat. The record is from RefSeq and is a predicted model, not a curated record. Gene Ontology annotation, cellular component: cytoplasm; mitochondrial matrix. Gene Ontology annotation, molecular function: ATP binding; ATP hydrolysis activity.